This is a messenger RNA of Lactuca saligna, 1131 nucleotides long. Lineage: Eukaryota; Viridiplantae; Streptophyta; Magnoliopsida; Asterales; Asteraceae. The record is from the annotation of a GenBank genome assembly.
AUGAGAACUCGCAGUGGGAACUUGUAUCCGGUGGAGGAUAACAAUAACAUCAGUGGUCGGAAGAGAAAAGGUCGUGAUUUGACCGGAGCACGGAAGAUGAACUGCCGGAAAAGAGGGAAACCGUCGUCUGGUGGCGUCGAUAAUUUUGAUAGGCUGCCGGACGAACUCGUUCUUUCUAUUCUUACAUUCGUCGGAUCCAGAGCUGAUUGUCCGGCCGACUUUCUGGCCGUUUUAGCAACAUGCAAGAGAUUCAGAGGUUUGGGGUAUGAUUCGUCUGUGUUAUCAAAAGCUUCGGCUGAAACAUUUGGCGUCACAGCUAAGAAUUGGUCUGAAUCUGCACAUCGGUUUCUGAAACGGUGUUCCGAUGCCGGCAAUGUUGAAGCUUGUUACACACUGGGCAUGAUUCGAUUCUACUGUUUUCAAAACUGGCAAAAUGGAGCAUCUCUUAUGGCGAAGGCGGCGAUGAGUUCGCACGCUCCGGCGUUGUACUCACUCGCCGUCAUCCAUUUUAACGGUAGCGGCGGCUCGAAGUCAAAAAAAGACCUAGGCGGCGGCGUUUCUCUAUGUGCCCGUGCGGCUUUUCUCGGCCACAUUGACGCCCUCCGGGAACUUGGCCAUUGUCUCCAAGACGGUUACGGCGUUACUCAAAACAUAACCGAAGGCCGGCGGUUUCUCGUUCAAGCUAACGCCCGUGAACUAGCAGUAGCUCGGUCGACAAUCCCGUCGGCAUUACUUCCCGGUGACUGGCUGAAGCUGAACCCGGUCCUCAUCCGCCGUGGAAACACCCUGAUCCCUGGGUGUCCGUUACUGAGUGAUUUCGGGUGCAACGUCACUCCGGAAUAUCAUCCGGCCAACCGUUUUCUUGCCAGUUGGUUCGCCAAUCGGAUACCCAGUCCGGAAUUGCUCAUAUGUUCUCAUGCUGGUUGCGGUCGACCGGAGACGAGGAUGCAGGAGUUUCGCCGGUGCGCGGCGUGUGGAGUCGUGAACUACUGUUCACGAGCAUGUCAGGCACAGGACUGGAAAAUGCGACACCACAAGGAGUGUCGACAGCUGAUGAGGUUUCACAAUGUCAUCGCCGGCGGAGGUAAUGUCAACCAUAAUCGGGUUGAGAAUAACGUCGGUCAGAGAUGA